UGGGGGUUACAGGAGGAGAUCCGAUUAUUGAAGGUGGCGCAAUUUGAGCAUGCAGAGCGUCUCUCGCAGCAUUCCGAGCGUUUGGGCAAACUGGAGAAACGACAUGACGAUUCGCGGAUAAGGUCGCUGUGGAGCUCGGCGUCUCCAUUUCCGGCUCCGCUUUCGACUUUUUCUCAACAACCUCCUAACGCCGAACCGGGAAACUUCAACGUGUACGAACAGCAGCACAAUCUUGCCUUGUCCGGGCUACAGCUCGAUGAGGUCGACGUUCCGAGGCGGGGAGCUUCUCGAGCAAACAGUGUACGAUUUGAUGAUAGCGCCACUACAAAUCACUGGAUCCACGAUUCUCCCGGUACCAGCGACUACUUCCAGCGGCCGGUGGGUGGCAUCGGCGGGUACGCCCUGACGGAGAGGUCAUCCUCACACAAGUCGGACAAUCGGUCCGACGGCAGGCAGAGCUUGCGGUCAUUCGGCGAAGGAGCUAGCUCCUCGUAUGAGGGGGACCACGGCACGGUAUUCCGACCUCCGACGAGAGGCUCCGAUAUCUUGGAUUCGUGUUUACAUCGCUCAUCUGCCCCACGGGUAGGCCCUGCCCCCGCAGUGGUGCGCUGCUGGCUAGAUGCCCCAUCCUCCCACGAGCCACUUCUAUACGCCGUGUUUUGCACUGGCUCAGCUAGAUCAUCCAUAGAGAUGUCGCUCGUCGCCCAUCUCGGCCUACAAGACCGCAUAAUCCGCACAUCCUCCGGCGACUCCAAGAUCGAGCUUGCGGUUUUUCUCCCGGACGCGAUAGUCCAACAGCACUCCCGGAUCACUGGUCCCUCCAAACUUCCGCGUCUAACGGUAGAAUUCACGAUCCUCCCGGUGCGCGCGCCGAAAUCGAAGGAGGGCGAGAAGAUCCGCAUAUUCAUCGGCAGCGAUGUCAUCGCCUCGCAUAUGGGAGAUGUGCUCUUCUCGCAGAGCAAGGUUUUCCUGCAUGUCGAUGACGGGAGAAAGGUUUUUGUUCCUUUUAUCAGGCCCGAGGCCGAGGAGACUUUUGGAGAUAUCUUCACCGCCCAU
Tricharina praecox is the source of this 1056-nucleotide messenger RNA. RefSeq lists its product as uncharacterized. Lineage: Eukaryota; Fungi; Ascomycota; Pezizomycetes; Pezizales; Pyronemataceae. The annotation marks the transcript as partial. The record is from RefSeq and is a predicted model, not a curated record. The transcript has 2 exons.